AUUUGAAUUCAGUGGAAAUAUUUCUGUAUCUAUAACUCUGGGGGGAGGAUAAUGAGAUAUAUAACGAGGUGAAGACAGUCUGAUAGAGUCUCUGUUGCCAUGUUUCUGUCUGAGAAACCCCAUUCCGAGGAGUCAGUGGUCACCACCCCAUCGAGAACUCCAAAUACAAUUUAACAGUUGGUGGUCAUUCCAAAACUCUCCUAAGAAAGAGAGGAGCUUCCAACGGCUACAUUGAUCCUUCCUUCUCUCCGUCCUCCUCUUCCUUCAAUCUAUCUCUCUCUUGUGGUCACUAGCACGUCUAAACGAGACAAGGACUGUGGAGGUAGCAACAGUAUUGUGAAUGGUGGAGAUAUCUUGGGAUCUCUUCUCUGAAAUUUAAGAAAAUUUGUAGAAGACAAGUUGGAAGCAGUUCUGGAAGGUCGAUUGUUGAAACAGUCAGUGGUAGUUGGUGUUGAUUAAUAUCCUAAAGCAGUUAACCUUAGUCUGCAAUGGAGGAGGUUUUUAUGCAGAACCAGAUUCCAGCUAUGGAUAAAGCAGGAAAUAUGGUUCUGGACAUUGAAAGCCUUACACAGCCCUCUGAUAAGUGCUCUGGAAGUCCGAAAAUGACGAAAGCCCUUUCUCGUAAGGGUUCAAGCAGAAUGGAGAAGCGAAAUGGUGAGGAGCAAGAAGCAGAUGAAGCAUCUAAAAAGCUUGUCAUUAAAGUGGGGUGUUCCCAGCUGGAGCAGUUGAAACAGCCUGCGAUGCCAAUCAAAGUUCUUGUAGCGCCUUCAACUUCAGCUAAUAUUUCCGGUGUUGCAGAUACUGGGGAUGGAAGGAGUAGGAGAUUUCAUCGCUUAACAACUAUCAACCCGAAGAAAAUCCUUCUUCUUUUUGCUUCUAUGUCAAGCAUGGGGACAAUGAUUCUCAUAUACUUUACACUUACCAUCAGUCGACGAGGGGAAGUGUAACGGUGUUUUGAAGGUUUGAUGGCUGGACAGCUUGACUAUUUUUGUCAUGGUUUUGAUAGGAAGGCGCGGUGGACACAGUAUUACUGCCUGCAGGACACAUGAUAGUUUAGUCUGUUUAGAUUGGAAGAAACCAUGUCUGGUCUAUUCCUCGCUUUCUUUCUGCAUGGGAGCUAUAAGCAUUAAUGAUUGAAGUAUUAAAGAAAACAGAUAGCUCUAUAGUGUGGUGAUUAGUAUGAGAUCUGUGAAGUCCCAGCUGAAAAAGCUUGCAUGUAUUACAAUGAAAUUUGGCCUGAGAUUUCCAUAUCGAGGAGUGUGGACUACUUAUUCCGAGUUUAUUUGCAUGAUUUGGGUGUUGUUUUGCGUAGAUAUUGGAUGCUAUUUUUGAAUAAAUGCUCAGUUUCAUGCACAA
Messenger RNA from Elaeis guineensis (African oil palm), 1356 nucleotides. RefSeq lists its product as uncharacterized. Lineage: Eukaryota; Viridiplantae; Streptophyta; Magnoliopsida; Arecales; Arecaceae. The record is from RefSeq and is a predicted model, not a curated record.